This is a messenger RNA of Danio aesculapii, 1502 nucleotides long. RefSeq names its product all-trans retinoic acid-induced differentiation factor (gene atraid). Gene Ontology annotation, biological process: positive regulation of osteoblast differentiation. Lineage: Eukaryota; Metazoa; Chordata; Actinopteri; Cypriniformes; Danionidae. The record is from RefSeq and is a predicted model, not a curated record. Gene Ontology annotation, cellular component: intracellular membrane-bounded organelle.
CACAUGACUUAGCUUUGGCAAAAAUCAAAAUGACAGCUAGUGUAAAAGUGUCUUCUAUGUGUUUAUGUACUGUUUUAUUACUUUUAUUCAAUGUAUAUGUCAACAGUCAGGACACCGAUGCACAGUUAUGUCAGAUGUGUGAAGGAACGGUACGACAUGAUAGUCCGGUGUGGGGUUUCUGCCUAACAAAAGGAUAUAUUAAGGGUCACUGCUGUUUUAAAAACAAUACCAGCGAUGUCGACACUAUUAUAGGGUUGGACUUGUCAAACUGUUCUAUCAGUCAUGUAGAGCACCUUUAUAAUUCAUCCACUGCACUCAUCAUAGAUCUCUCCAACAACCCCAUCUCCAACCUGAGUGAUUUUGUGUUUCAGGGUUUCAGCCAGCUUACACAACUUUUACUACCAUCAAAACUGGAGUGUCCGGGGGGCAGAGCCACAUGGGAGAAGGUCGAAGUGAAAAACAUUACCAGAAUCUGUGAAGGUCAAAAAAAUGCCUGCAAAUCAAACAGCGCGAUGCCCUUGAACUGCCCUGAAAACUCAUUCUGGCAGCCCAUACGGGCCAGGAUUUUCGAGUGUAGCUGUCUUGACAAUUUCCAUGGGUACAAAUGCAUGAGACAGGGAGAAUUUCCCAUAGUUAAGGUGCUCGUACUCACCGCAUCAACAGUGGUGGUUUCUUCUGUGCUCUGGUUCACACAAAGACGAAAAGUCAAGAACACUUGAGUUUUAAAGAGACUGACUAUUGGAGUGAGAGCCCUAAAAAUGCAUCAGGUGCAUUCAAAUGAUGCAUCCAAAUACUGAGUAUCAUACACUGGAAAGUUAACCACCAGUUUCUUAUUCUUUUAACUAACCAAAUGCAAGUUUACAUGACAUUGUUAUUAAUGUUUUAAAUGAAUAAGUUUAAACACAGCUUGUGUUUCAGUCCUUUUAACCUUAAUGUCCUUAAAAAUCGUUUUAUUUAUAUAUCUUAUAAAGUAUUUCAUGAACUGACAUAUUCACAGCCAUAAAGAGGCUGGUUUGCAGAAGGAAAACUGACCACAUACUGAACUUGCUGAUCCUAUUUGGAAAGCUGCCACAUUUCUGACAAAUGUUUUUACUCUAAACAAUUGAAAAUGAAGCACUGAGAUAUUUUAAUGAUGGUUAUGAAGGACAAAUACUGUAUGUUGCUUUAGAAGAAAAUGAUCUUCAUUUUAAAAAGUGUUUAAAGACUAAAGUAUUUUUGACAUUUUACAAGGGAGUAAAUGUGAAAAUGUAGAUUGUAACUGUCACAUUCUGCUGUUUACAGAUGUCUUGUGUUAGUCAGCUGAUAAUAGUUCCUGCAAUGCUUGUCUUUGUUGGCAGUGUAAAAGUAAAGCUAGUAAAUGUUUCAUCUGCUAAUAUGAGAUAAUAUUCUGACACACUGUUUGCCGAAAACUGACAUAAAUGUUUUUUUUGUCAAUAAUGUAAUAUUGUGGUAUGCAUGUACCUUGUUAACCUGGUACCUAAAAUAAAGAUCUGUUAAAAAAU